GGGGCACAAGCAUCUCCCGGCCAAUCAGCCGCCGGCAAUAUUUACGCCCGGGCCAAUCCCGAAGCAGCCUAGUGCAGACCGGAUUCAGGCAUUCACCCUGCGUCUCCAACCCUCAUCAGUCUGGGUCAGUCUGGGUCAGUCUGUCAGUCUGUCAGUCACUGUCGGCAUCAUGGCCUAUAAACCCCCCAUCGCCGUGGGCUCCUCGCCCAUCACCACCUCCUGACACGGUCUCUUACCAUCAUGGUUCUCAACGACACCCCACCGCCGCUGCCCCCUCGCCCAACCCCAACCCUCAACCCAGUGGACAUCGACAUCGACAUCAACAUAACCACCAAAACACCCCUCACCACAACCACCACCACCACCCCAAUCCUCAUCCACAACCAAAUCCCCUCCACCUUCCCGCGCCCCUCCGCCAUCCUCCCCAAACCCAUCGUCAUCCCCCAAACAUCCCACACCCUCCACGGCACCUGCUACCGACCCUUCCUGCGCGCCUACCCAUCAUCCCCAUCCUCAUCCCUCCCCACAACCACCACCAACAACGCACUCCCCAUCCCGCCCACCGACUUCCUCACCUUCAUCGACGCCCUCAACGAAGUCUGGCUCGCGCACCCCUACUUCCAAGUCGCCAGCACAACCGGCAACCUGCUGGGCUUCGUCCCGCUGCUGGAGUUCCAGCUCCUGGCGCUGGGCGUGCAGACCGCCGCCGAGUGCGGCGCCUUCCAACUCUCGCGGAUGCGCACCCAGGCGUACAUGCGGCUCGCCAAUGAGCAGCUGUUUGCGCCGAGGGGGCUGCGCGCGCAGGUUUUGACCACCAGGGGGAUGAUGCGUGAGGUGGGGGUUCCGGGGGAGGUGUUGGCGUUGCCGGACCUUAGGAAGGAGGAGGUUUUUGGGGAUGGGGAGGGGGAUACACAGGGGAGUACUACCAGUAGUACUACUAGUACAGUGGAAAUAGGGGGAGGGGGAGGGGGCCAUGAUCCGCAGAUGAGACGCAUGGAAGCGAUCAAGGAAUAUGUGUGUCCGGUUGUGGUGGAGGGGCGGAAGAAGAAGAAUGUGUCAGGGACUGGGGCUGGGGAGGAUGGCAAUUGGUUGAAACGGGCGGCGGAAAAGCAGGAAAUGUGGUUUACGGAGAGACAGAAUACUGGGCUGGUUGGGCGGAGGAGUAAGGCCGUCCGGGCGAUUGGGGAGGCGGAGGCCGCGGAGAACGAGCUGCUGGUGAAGAUGGAUGAGGUGGAGAUGGCCAUGGAUGAGGUGCGAGAACGCGCCAGGGAGCGCUUGCGGGGCCCGCUGGGCGAGUCGCUGCAGGGACGGGGCAUCGUGCAGGAUGAUCUGCAGAAGGAUCUGAAGAAGCUGGACAAGAAGAUGGGCAGGCUGGUCAGGGAGCGCGCGAAGAGGGUGACGCGGCGCAUGCAGCAGGGCGAGAGGCGCAUCCAGCGGGUCGAGAAGAGGGAGAAUAAGAUCGCGCAGCGGGUGAUGUGGGUGGUCGUGACGGGGGAUGAUGGGACCCGGGGGGGGGGGGGGGGGGGGUUCCGGAAUGAUCUCUACGAGGAGGAUUGA
This is a messenger RNA of Aspergillus heteromorphus CBS 117.55, 1557 nucleotides long. RefSeq lists its product as uncharacterized. NCBI's taxonomy places the organism in Eukaryota, Fungi, Ascomycota, Eurotiomycetes, Eurotiales, Aspergillaceae. Bases 241 to 1557 code for a protein of 438 amino acids. The record is from RefSeq and is a predicted model, not a curated record. The transcript has 2 exons.